Colletotrichum gloeosporioides is the source of this 1137-nucleotide messenger RNA. RefSeq names its product Short-chain reductase protein NovJ. The transcript has 3 exons. Bases 1 to 1137 code for a protein of 378 amino acids. Lineage: Eukaryota; Fungi; Ascomycota; Sordariomycetes; Glomerellales; Glomerellaceae. The record is from RefSeq and is a predicted model, not a curated record.
AUGACUGACCGCAAAGCGCCAGAAGCCGCGGCGGCGAGGCACACUCACUCCAUUCCCGCGCCGUCUUUCCCAACCCACAACUCGCCUCGAACAUGGUUUCUCACUACCGCCCUUUCACCGCUCAUCAUCCGGCUCAUCAGGCUGCUGCUGGGCCACGGCGAUUACGUCGUCGCAUGCCUCCCGCCGAGUGAAAUUGAGGAUGAUGAGCGCAGCGCCGAGUUUAGAGAGCUCAUCAAUGAGUGUAAAAGUAACCGAAAAGACCGUGAGGGUUGGAAGGACAGGAUACGCGGCAUCCGCUGCGAUGGGCGUGUCAUGGGCCAGUGUGGCGCCGCUGUAGCAGAAGCCGUACAGGUGUUUGGGAGGAUAGAUAUCCUGCUGUGUUGCAGGUCUGAAGCUGUCGUCGGAAGCGUCGAGGAGCUCUCCACGAACCCCCAGACCCAGAACCUGGUUCGGGACCAAUUCGAGACCGUCUUCUUCUCCCAGGUCAACUUCAUCAAGGCCGCUCUACCGCUCCUGCGUUCUCAGCACACGGGACACAUCAUCAUUCUCUCCAGCACGGGCGGUCACAUAGGAACGCCGGGCAUGCCCAUCUACACUUCCGCAAUCUGGGCCCUCGAGGGCUUCUGCGACUCCCUUGCCUACGAAAUCGCCCCCUUCAACAUCAAGGUCACCAUCGUGCAGCCAAACAAGGAAAUCCAGUCCUUGACGAACAAGAUCAUAUUUGCCCCCAAUUUGCCCUAUUACGACUCCGAGAUCAACCCCGCUCCGAGCAUUCGAGACAUGCUUGGCAACGUGCUCAACAUGAACCCUGACACCGCCAUGGAGCAGUCUGAUACGGAGGUCAUUGUGAGAUAUCCGAAACUGCCGCCGAGCGCCACGGAUCGUCUCGUGAUGGAAACUGUACACGCUUUGACGGCCAUCGGAGGCCAUGAGAACCCGCCGGCGAGGCACAUUGUAGGAUUCGAAGGCAGCAUCGCCGUCAAAGAAAAAUUGAAGACGGUGACCGAGGAGCUGGAGGAUUUUGUGGACGCUAGCCUCGCGGUGGAUAUUUUCGAUAGCGAGCUCAAGGCGGAGGCAAAGGAGGGGAAGACACAGGAGUCGACACCGCCCGCCCCGGCAUCGACGGCUUCAGGAUAG